Oncorhynchus kisutch (coho salmon) is the source of this 4265-nucleotide messenger RNA. RefSeq names its product beta-1,3-N-acetylglucosaminyltransferase lunatic fringe. The transcript has 8 exons. The coding region runs from base 438 to 1601 and encodes 387 amino acids. Gene Ontology annotation, biological process: pattern specification process. Gene Ontology annotation, cellular component: Golgi membrane. Gene Ontology annotation, molecular function: O-fucosylpeptide 3-beta-N-acetylglucosaminyltransferase activity. The record is from RefSeq and is a predicted model, not a curated record. NCBI's taxonomy places the organism in Eukaryota, Metazoa, Chordata, Actinopteri, Salmoniformes, Salmonidae.
UACAUUGUUAUGCAUAAAAUGAUACAAAUGUAUAAUAGUAAUUUGCCAUACUGUACUGUAGAUUUAGUUAUAUUUUGACUGAUAACUCAAGUCUUCCAAGUGCCCGGACCGCCUCUUGCUCCUCGGUCACGCCCAAACAGAGUGCGCUCAGAGCGGCUAGUGGCUGGAGAGGAGACUAGUCCCGCCUACAGGCGUGGCUCUCUCCCUCUGGUAGCUGCCGUUAGAACUAACCGAAGGUUAGAAUGGAACAGUCCAGUAAUCUAGAGAGAGACGGAGAGAGAGAGUGAAGCAAACUAGGAUGAACAGUCAGAUGUCUCUCUAGACUGUGAGUUUUGUCGCAGUGGAAUAGACGUGCACUUGUAUUGUCUAUGCUUGCACCGCUCACCAUUGUAUGUGAUUAUAAACUAUCUAUUUUAGAUUUGUAAACUUGUAGCAAGAUGUCAGAAGGUGUGUGGAGGAAACGCGCCCUCUCCACGGCUGGAGGAGCCUCGUUCACCUGCCUCGUGAUGAUGUUUCUUCUCGUCGCCGUUAUCAAACACCGGGGGACUCUCGUGGAGGAAGGUUCCACCGGGAGAGAGUUCGGGACUCGCUCCCUGCAAAGUCUAAACAGCAUGAAUAAUAAUGACAAACCCGUUAACCAAGCUCCAGCCGAGGAUCGGGUCGGGGAGAAAUGUCAGGCGACCCAGGUCAAGGGUUUCUCGGCGUACUUCAGUGAGUUGAGCCGGGGGAAGCGGGCGGUGGAGCACAGAGCGGUGAAGGCUCGUGAUCCUACACCGGUGGAGGAGCUCAGUCCGGCGGAUGUGUUCAUAGCGGUGAAAACCACCAAGAAAUAUCACCACACCAGGCUGGAUCUACUGCUGGACACAUGGAUCUCUACAAACAUGCUACAGACGUACGUAUUCACCGAUGGAGAGGAUGACAGGCUGAGGAAGAGGAUGGGGAGUCACAUGAUCAAUACGAACUGUUCAGCGGCCCACAGUCGCCAGGCUCUGUCCUGUAAAAUGGCCGUCGAAUACGACACCUUCAUCAGCUCUGGAAAGAAAUGGUUCUGCCAUGUGGAUGAUGAUAACUACUUGAACAUACGUCCCCUUGUGAAGCUCCUGUCUCACUACAGCCACGCCCACGACGUCUACAUUGGCCGGCCUAGCCUCGACCGACCGCUAGAAGCCACCGAGAGGUUUGGCGACUCCCACACGCGUCCAGUGCGUUUCUGGUUUGCCACAGGAGGAGCAGGGUUCUGUGUUAGUCGAGGUCUCGCCCUCAAGAUGAGCCCCUGGGCCAGUGGAGGUAAUUUCAUGACAACAGCUGAUCGUAUUCGUCUCCCUGACGACUGUACGGUUGGUUACAUCAUCGAGGCGUUGCUAGGGGUGGGUCUUAUCCGCUCCCCACUGUUCCACUCUCACCUGGAGAACCUUCAGCUGGUGUCACUGACACAGAUUCACCACCAGGUGACUCUGAGUUAUGGAGCGGUUGACAGUAAGAGAAACAUAAUCAAUGUAAGAGGAGCGCUCUCAUUGGACGAAGACCCUACCAGGUUCAGGUCUGUCCAUUGUGUCUUAUACCCAGACACUCCAUGGUGUUCAGCCCUGACCUGGUACUGAGGUACUGACCCCACCAGUCCAGAGACACAGAAAGAGGGGAGAAGAUGAGAGAUGGAGCAAAGACACGGAAGGGGGCGAUGGGCAGAGAAGAGAAGUGGAGAAGAGAGACAUUGAUUAAUAAUGGAUAGACAGAGGAGAGAACAGGAGAAGAGAGACUAGAGAUAUUGAUGAAUGGAUAGACAGAGGAGAGAAGUGGAGAAGAGGGACUAGAGAUAUUGAUGAAUGGAUAGACAGAGGAGAGAAGUGGAGAAGAGGGACUAGAGAUAUUGAUGAAUGGAUAGACAGAGGAGAGAAGUGGAGAAGAGGGACUAGAGAUAUUGAUGAAUGGAUAGACAGAGGAGAGAAGUGGAGAAGAGGGACUAGAGAUAUUGAUGAAUGGAUAGACAGAGGAGAGAAGUGGAGAAGAGGGACUAGAGAUAUUGAUGAAUGGAUAGACAGAGGAGAGAAGUGGAGAAGAGGGACUAGAGAUAUUGAUGAAUGGAUAGACAGAGGAGAGAAGUGGAGAAGAGGGACUAGAGAUAUUGAUGAAUGGAUAGACAGAGGAGAGAAGUGGAGAAGAGGGACUAGAGAUAUUGAUGAAUGGAUAGACAGAGGAGAGAAGUGGAGAAGAGGGACUAGAGAUAUUAAUGAAUGGAUAGACAGAGGAGAGAAGUGGAGAAGAGGGACUAGAGAUAUUGAUGAAUGGAUAGACAGAGGAGAGAAGUGGAGAAGAGGGACUAGAGAUAUUAAUGAAUGGAUAGACAGAGGAGAGAAGUGGAGAAGAGGGACUAGAGAUAUUGAUGAAUGGAUAGACAGAGGAGAGAACAGGAGAAGAGAGACUAGAGAUAUUGAUGAAUGGAUAGACAGAGGAGAGAACAGGAGAAGAGAGACUAGAGGGGGGCACCUCGUGGGACGACACUGGAUCUCUCCGUCACCGGAUCCUUACACCCUCUAACCCUUGACCUCUAACCCCUAGUCCCUCCCAGAGAGGCCUGGUGGUGGGGGAAGAGACGAGCGCGACGUCGUUGUGAAGUUGCUGAUUGCAGAUGGCUCUGUGUGUUGCAGCUCUAACAGAGAGCCUCUGUUUUAAGGCUGUUGUGUCGCUCCGCUUUGUAGCCUGAGUUCCAGUCUGUUUUUGUGCUGUCAUCAACUCCUUGUCACGAACUCAAUGUCACGUUUGUCUCGUCCACGACAGCGAUGUAGUUGGCAUGGUAACACAAACAGAUCUGGGACCAGGCUAUCUAUUUUGUGAGUAGAAGUUGUCAUUUUUUUCCCCCCCUUGGUUGCUAAGGAGAAUGGUUCUACCUCCUCUUUGGUGUUCAGCAUUCCUCAUCCUGCAUCUUGGUUGCUAAGGAGAAUGGUUCUACAUCCUCUUUGGUGUUCAGCAUUCCUCUUCCUGCAUCUUGGUUGCUAAGGAGAAUGGUUCUACAUCCUCUUUGGUGUUCAGCAUUCCUCUUCCUGCAUCUUGGUUGCUAAGGAGAAUGGUUCUACAUCCUCUUUGGUGUUCAGCAUUCCUCUUCCUGCAUCUUGGUUGCUAAGGAGAAUGGUUUCUACAUCCUCUUUGGUGUUCAGCAUUCCUCUUCCUGCAUCUUGGUUGCUAAGGAGAAUGGUUCUACAUCCUCUUUGGUGUUCAGCAUUCCUCUUCCUGCAUCUUGGAGGCUGAAGGAUAAACAAACUGUUUUGUGUUUUUUUUUUCCUUUUCAAUAUUCUUCCCCAUAUUAACGUUUAUUGUGGAUUUAAAAAAAUAAUAAUAAUAACGUCAACAGACUCCGGAUCUCUACCAGACCAGUGAAGUGGUGUGUUUUACUGCCUGUUGUAUUAUCUUGUUAUUCCAUCAGACAGCUGUCAAUCAGACCACAGUAAUGAACAUUUAAACCCAACAUUCUACUGUAUUGAAGACAGACCAUGCAUUUUGUUACCAUGACGAUAUAUAUCUCAUGUACAUUUGUAAACAGAGGAAUGUAGAAGGAGUAGAACGGGCCUCCCUAUUCAUGUCAACGGCGUCAUAAUGGGCAGACAGGCAGCAGUUCUAGUUCUAUGUUUAGUAGUGGAAUCCUGAGGCAUGUUGGGAGGGAUCAGAGAGGUGGAAACAGAAAUAGAAUGACUAGAACAGUCUCGGAACCUUUAACCCUGGUCAUUUGACUCGUGGGUCCUCUCACAUUGGCCGCCAGUCCACCCAUCAUGCCGUCAUAAUGGACCUGUUCUAUGGACCCGGGCCAUGGAUUGUUUUUGUAUGAGCGGAACACGUACAUGUUCUUAAUAAGUGUUCUGAUGACCUCUCUCUCUCUCUGUGAGGUAAUAAUUGACCCAUAAUGGGUUUCUGAUUGGAGAUUGUUUAUGAGAAGAGCUCCUCCUGGACUGGGCCUCUAUAGACCUGUUCUGUUUUGACCACUGAACAUCAUCUGCUUCAGUCAUGUGUUUUUAUGUUAUUCUUUUGAUCAGGACGGUUUCUGAUUGGGAUUUUACUGUGUUGUUGUUGUUGUUGUUGUUGUUGUCGUUGUUGUCUUUGUUGUUGUUGUCUUUGUUGUUGUUGUCUUUGUCUUUGUUGUUGGAUGUAUUCUCCAGUAUCUGGAGGAUAGAAAGACAGCAGUAUCUCAAGGGAUUUGAACGCUGAAUAUAUUGCCUUUUGUCUCACCACAGUGGUUGCUAUUCUCUGCUUUUUUAAUAAAGCCUAAUAAUGCCUUA